Trematomus bernacchii (emerald rockcod) is the source of this 4205-nucleotide messenger RNA. It is a transcript of the gene ppfibp2b, whose product is annotated as PPFIA binding protein 2b. Gene Ontology annotation, molecular function: protein binding. NCBI's taxonomy places the organism in Eukaryota, Metazoa, Chordata, Actinopteri, Perciformes, Nototheniidae. The record is from RefSeq and is a predicted model, not a curated record. Gene Ontology annotation, biological process: neuromuscular junction development. Gene Ontology annotation, cellular component: presynaptic active zone.
GCGAAACAGUGUUCUUCAGCCAACCAUGAAACCUACCAAGAACGACUGCUCCGCCUAGAAGGAGACAAGGAGUCUCUGGUGCUACAGGUGAGCAUUCUGACAGACCAGGUGAAGGCCCAGGGAGAGAAGAUCAGAGACCUAGAAAGUUCUCUGGAGCAACACCGGCAAAAGUUGGCCUCUACAGAGGUGAUGCUGCAACAGGAGCUGAUGAGCAGGACCUCUCUGGAGACUCAGAAGCUGGAUCUGAUGGACGAGGUGUCCUUCCUGAAACUGAAGCUGGUCAGCAUAGAGGAGACACACACCAACACACAGCAACCAGACCCCACCGACACAGAGCAGAACAAAGCCGAGUGUGUGGUAAAUCUCAUCAGUGAUCUUCAAGAGCAGAUGUGCAGGUUUCAGGAAGAGAUCAGCACUCGUAUUCAGGAGAAACGGGCACUGGAGGAGAGGGAGGCCCAGCAGGGGGAACCCAGAGGCAGCGACCCCCCGGGCCACAGCCUGGGGGCCGGGUCAGUCAGCUCAGACCUGAGCCUGGCUGCCUCCGACCCCCUGAGGCCCGAUGGAGGACAGAAUGUACACGAUUUGCUUCAAGAGGUAAAGCAGCUGAAGAGAAAAGUGGAGGAUUUGCAGGGCGAGAAGGGCCAGUAUGAGAGAAAACUCAGAGCCACAAAGUCGCUCAUGAGCCAGCUGUCCAGUCUGCAGCUGAAAGUGGAGCACAUGCAGCUGGAGAAGCAGCAGUGGGAGGAGAGCUGCCACAGUGCACAGGCCGACAUAUCAGAGCUGCAGCAACUCCUGGCCUCCAAAGACGCUGAGAUCGAAUGUCUGCAGACACAACUGAUGGCAAGAGGCGGCACAGCUGACGAAAACACAGAGAGAGAGGAGGAGUAUAUCAAGCAGCUGAUAAACAAAUACCAAGAAUACCAGAGGCUGAAGAUUGGGAUGGAGUCUUUGUUAGCUUCAAAUGAUGAAAAGGAGCGACGUAUAGAGGAGCUGACCAUUCUGCUUGGCCAAUACAGAAAGAUGAGGGAAGUCAUGGCACUCACACAGGGGAGUAGUGAUGAGGAUCUGAGUGGCUGUUCAGGAGUCAGAGCCUUCACACAUAAAGCACACUCUGAUAUUGUCAGAUCAGAGAUGUCAUCGCUGUCAUCUUCUCCAUUUGUGCUAUCUUCUUCCCCCUACCAGAGAGGAUUUGAUUCUAGUAUCCAUGACUCUAUGGACACAUCACUGGUGUCCACUGGGGAAACAAGCUUUUGUAAUGGGUCAUGGCAUCAACGCAGGUUGCUUUCCAGCAGUCUUGAAGAAUUGCAGAGUGGAUCAUUACAAAAGAAUCCUCACAUGGAGCUGAGCAAGUACCAGACUCUGCCGGGGAAACUCAUGAUAAAUAAGAGAGAGCAGAGAGCCAGGAAGCAUGGCGACAGAGAGGGAGAAGAAGAGUAUUUGUCUCCUGUCCACUGCCUCCAGCAGGAGGACUACGGUCUCAAUCAACCAGAAAAACUGAAGGAGUGUGUUCUGUCAGAUCAGUCCCCCCUUUCCUUUGGAGUGGACUCUGGACAGCAAUCUCCUGUCUCACCAGAGAACAGGAAGAGUCAGAGAGGCAUUAGGAAACUCUGGGGGAAGAUACGUCACAGCCAAUCAGGCAGUCCUGCCCAGGGUCACGACCACGAGCUGGGAGAGCUCAAGAGGGGGGGUUUCCGAGCUACAGCUGGACCAAGACUGGCCCGUUCAGGGAACCCACGAGAUCUGAAGAUGCCUUUUUGUAAGUGGAGCAAAGAGCAGGUGUGUGACUGGCUGGAGGAAAUUGGACUCGGUCAGUAUGGCGUCCUCGCUUGCCAUUGGGUCACCAGUGGUGAUACUCUACUGUCUGCCACCAUGCAAGACAUAGAGAAGGAGCCGGCGAUAAAGAAUCCGCUCCACAGGAAAAAGCUCCAAUUGGCCAUCAAGACGAUCAGCAGCAAACAGCCUGAUAAGUCUGCAGAGCUCGAUUACAUCUGGGUCACUCGUUGGCUUGAUGACAUCGGACUCCCUCAAUACAAAGACCAGUUUAAUGAAGGAAGAGUUGAUGGGCAGAUGCUGCAGUUCCUCACUGUGAAUGAAUUGUUAUUCCUUAAAGUGACCAGCCAGCUGCAUCACCUCAGCCUCAAGAGUGCCAUUCAUGUUCUUCAUGUCAACAAGUUCAAUUCCAACUGCCUCAAACGCAGACCCAGCCAUCAGAACCAGUUGGCUCCAAGUGAGGUUGUCCAGUGGUCCAACCACCGAGUCAUGGAGUGGUUAAGAUCUGUGGACCUGGCAGAGUACGCUCCGAACCUGAGGGGCAGUGGCGUGCAUGGAGGGCUGCUAAUGUUGGAGCCUCGGUUUAACCCAGAAACGCUGGCCAUGCUGCUAAACAUCCCACCGGAGAAAACACUGCUGAGACGCCACCUAACAACCAACUUUAACAACCUGGUGGGAGCAGAGGCUCAUCUCGAGAAGAAGGUGUACACGGAGGCAGUGGGGAACACCCCACUCAGCAUCACAGCUAAAGUCAAGCCAAAGAAGUUGGGCUUCACUAACUUGACUCAUCUCAGGAGGAGACGGCCAGAUGAAUCCAAAGACUACGUGUGCCCAAUAGAGUCGUCCUUGCCUCGGUCAGGAGUGCCUGCAGUGAACGAUGAAGUGCAGGUGCAGCCUAAAGCUGGCUUCAUGGGUCUGAGCGCAGUCCUGGACCGAGAGUCAGACUGCCCCAGGGCCCGGGUUGGGAUGGACAAGAGCAGAGAUGAUCAAUUGCCAAGAUAACAGCUGUGACAGCAACAUUACAAUACCAAAUAUAAUAUCAAAGCUCUUUCUAUCAACCAUCAGCCGUCACUGCUUCUGCUCGGCUUUCUCUGCUUGCCAAUAAUACCUCAGCCUCCUCCUCCCUGCUCCUCUGAACCCCACCCUGUGCCUUACUAGUGAAGAGAGGCAAGGAUGCCAAGAUAAACCGCUGCCUAUCAUGACGGGUCAAAUGAGACAAUUCAUCUACACUCUUUAACGAUUUGAUUAUAAUUCCAGUCAGACACCUCACUCGCCGACCUCCACCCCAAACGUGUGCCAUGAUGUAACUCAUCACCAUCUCUCUAGAUUCCACCCAACAAAUGAGUUCAUAAAAAUAUCUCUUGUAAAGUAUUGAGUCAUUUGUAUUUGAUUUGUGCACCAGCAACAGAUGAUUAUAUGCACUAGUUCAUUACCAUCAUUCUGUCAUGUGGUUAAGAAACGUUGUACAAUAUUUUCAUUUGCGUAUGUCAUUGCAGAACAAAUACUAGCAUGUUUAUUUUGAACCUGAGGUCUUCAUUUUGUACUGUCAUUUUCAUAUACGCUGUAAUAGUAUAUUUAUUGUAAAUAAAACCUUGCUCCGUAAAGGAAGCUUACAGGUGUCAAUGAUUCAAACCAUUUCAUAAAAAAUCACGUGUGUAAAGUUGAUUAAUUUAAAAAAAAAUAAAUAAAAACUUCCAUAUAAGGAACUAUAUAAACUUCAGGAAGUAAACAUAUGUGCGGUUUUCGGGGUCCCCCUAUUCAUAAAUCGUCUUAAAAGGCAAAUUAAUACACAUUCCAUAAAGCGAAACAGAUGUCUGAGUAACCUGCUUCAACUACUAACCUGUUUUUAUCAUCACCAUCAUAAUUCUCAUCAUCACCAUCCUCACCAUCAUGUGGUCCUGCUGUCAUGGCUGCGCUCCGUUAACUUCUAAAUAUGACAUGGCAUGUUUGAGUUCAGCAGAAACAUGCAUCACUCCAGUCAGUAAUGUAUGGCAAAAGGGAUUACUUGGUAUAGACUGAAGCCAAGGAAACUCAUCAUCAUUUCACUCAAUGUCAUUCAAGUUAUAAUGAGUUGGUGAGGUAGUGUGUGUACGUGUGUGUGUUGCAUAUGGAGAUUACAGUGAUUACCACGUUGCAAAUAGAAGUUCUGUCUGAAGCAUCGCCAACCUCACAGAAACUGCUGGUUAUGAUUUAGGCAGAUAAUUCACACACCAAGUAACCUCGCCUCUUUGGGAGUGGGACGUUUGAAUCACUCAGAUAAAAAACUCUAGACAUUUUCUGAGACCCUUUAUAAUGGUAACUAAAGAGUAACCUGGUAUUUCACUUGCUGUAAUAAGGCAGAUGCAAGUCUUGGUUCUUUUGCUCCUGCUGUGUUUGCUGAAGUCAUCUCAAUAAUUGAACCCUGAAGGCUUUGGAUAAUAAAAACGUUAAACCAU